CGCAUGGGGACCAUUGGUUUCUAAUGUAGCUUUCUCUCUCUCGGAAAAAACCGAACACAACUAGAGACGAGUGGGAGGUUCCUGGUUAGUGAGGACAGAGGAACCAGAAUCCAGAAAAAUUUAUAAUCCAUUUUUGUAUUGAUAUUUUAAAAAAGGAAUAAAAGAUUUACUUUGCAAAUCUUUCAAUUUUCGUUCUCUUCCUCUCAGGUGUCUGUGCGGCACGAAGAUUUUGGUGCCCAAUUGCGCAGAGAGAUCAGGUUUUCUUGCUUUUAAUUUGAUCUCUGAAGCUGUAAAUUUUGGUUCUUUAGACGGGUUCUUGAUUGUAUUGGGGAUUUCUUGAACUGGGUUUGAAUCAGAAUCCAUUCUUGUUGCUGGGGUUUUAGAUUUUAUUGGGGAGUUUUGGUUUGUCGAAGUCCUCCAAUUCUGUAUCUUCUUCUGCAACAAAGUAAAGAUUGGUUUGCAAUUCUUGAGCUGCCGGUGUAUCGGGCCUUUGUAAGCUGUUUUAUCUAUGAUUUCUUUUGAUUUUCUACCAAUAAAUCAAGUGACAGUCUCAAAGUUUUCACUUUGAAUUCUCUUGUCCUAAUUGGCUUUGGGAUAAAAUUGCUUCUAGCUUUUUGCAGAGUUUGAUUUUUGCUUCUAGUUAUUAUUGAUUAUUUGAUAAAGAAACCUUGAAUUGCAAUGGCUAACCCACCUCAACCUUCCCUUGGGUACUCUGUUACUGCUAGUCCCUCAAACCCAUCAACCCCUCAACCAGAGAAAAAUUCUGUUCCUCCUACAAUGUUACCUGGAGCUUCCCGAUUUCCUCCUCCUAAAUUGCACCAAGAUCAGAUCCCUUCCCCUUCAUUCCAGAACCCGAAGUUGUUAUCACCUGCUAAUGGGUUUAAAACUGGGAGCCCGGUUCCUCAUUUAAGCACCCCUCCUGGUCCUCCUGUUUUUACGUCACCAGUCCGUCCUGCUGCUGUGCCUUUUCGGACUUCGCCUGCAACUCCUCAACCAGUUGCUUUCUCAUCAGGCUCAACAUUACCAACAUCCUCGCCUCCCCAUUUUUCAAAUGGUUCCAUUGAGUCGCAGCAUCAAGUUCCCCUUGCUACAAAUGACUCCACACCUUUUGAGGAAUCAUCGUGUGCUUUGUUCUCUGCUCGCAAGGUGUUGAAGCAGAAAAAACUAGCAAAUGUACCGAGUUUGGGCUUUGGGGCAUUGUUUUCUCCUGGGGGAGAGAUUUCUCCUGGUCCUCAAAUAAUACAGCGUGAUCCUCACCGCUGCCGCAGUUGUGGAGCUUAUGCAAAUCUUUAUUGCAAGAUUUUACUCGGUUCAGGCCAGUGGCAAUGUGUAAUUUGCCAGAAACUGAAUGGAAGUGAAGGUGAAUAUGUAGCUCCAAGCAAAGAAGACCUUCGCAACUUGCCAGAACUUUCAUCACCCAUCGUUGAUUAUGUUCAAACUGGGAACAAGAGACCUGGUUUUAUUCCAGUUUCUGAUUCCAGAAUGUCUGCACCCACUGUUCUUGUUAUAGAUGAGUGUUUAGAUGAAACCCACCUGCAGCAUUUACAAAGCUCUUUGCAUGCAUUUGUGGAUUCACUCCCCCCUACAGCAAGAAUUGGAAUAAUACUAUAUGGCCGUACAGUAUCAGUUUAUGAUUUUUCAGAGGAAUCAAUGGCAUCUGCUGAUGUACUUCCUGGUGACAAAUCACCUACUCGAGAGUCCUUGAAAGCAUUGAUUUAUGGAACUGGGGUGUACUUGUCACCGAUGCAUGCUUCAAAGGAAGUGGCACACAAAAUAUUCUCAUCUUUGAGACCAUUUGGAUUGAACAUUGCAGAAGCUUCAAGAGACCGGUGCCUGGGUACUGCAGUUGAGGUUGCUCUGGCUAUAAUUCAAGGACCAUCAGCAGAAAUGUCUCGAGGCAUAAUUAAAAGGGCUGGGGGUAAUAGCAGGAUUAUCGUGUGUGCUGGGGGACCAAAUACAUAUGGCCCUGGAUCAGUCCCGCAUUCUUUUAGCCAUCCAAAUUAUCCUCAUAUGGAAAAAACAGCAUUGAAAUGGAUGGAGAAUCUGGGUCGUGAAGCGCAUAGACAUAAUACAGUAGUUGACAUUCUAUGUGCUGGAACUUGCCCUGUUAGAAUUCCAGUCCUGCAGCCUCUUGCAAAAGCUUCUGGAGGUGUUUUGGUUCUUCAUGAUGACUUUGGAGAGGCCUUUGGUGUGAAUUUGCAAAGGGCAGCUUCUAGGGCAUCACGUUUCCAUGGCUUGUUGGAGAUUCGAUGUUCCGAUGAUAUUCUAAUUACUCAAGUUGUGGGUCCUGGUGAAGAGGCACAUGUAGACUCACAUGAAACUUUUAAGAACGACAAUGCUCUCUGCAUUCAAAUGCUAAGUGUUGAAGAAACACAGAGCUUUGCACUUUCUAUGGAAACUAAAGAAGACAUCAUAAGCGAUUGUGUGUUUUUCCAGUUUGCUGUUCAAUACACUAAUGUUUAUCAAGCUGAUAUUUCAAGAGUGGUUACUGUCAGGUUGCCAACUGUGGAUAGUGUUUCAGCAUAUCUUGAAAGUGUUCAGGAUGAAGUGGCUGCAAUCCUCAUGGCCAAGAGAACCCUCUUGCGAGCCAAAAACCAUUCAGAUGCCAUGGAUAUGCGAGGAACAAUAGAUGAGAGAAUUAAAGACAUUGCUUUGAAAUUUGGGUCCCUAGUUCCCAAGUCAAAGCUUCAUCAAUUUCCUAAAGAACUUUCUGCAUUAUCAGAGCUCCUUUUCCAUCUUAGAAGGGGCCCUCUUUUGGGAAGCAUUGUUGGUCAUGAAGAUGAGAGGUCUGUGUUGCGGAAUUUGUUUUUGAAUGCAUCUUCUGAUCUUUCACUUCGUAUGGUAGCACCUCGUUGUCUAAUGCACCGAGAAGGGGGCACUUUUGAAGAACUACCAGCUUAUGACCUUGCGAUGCAGUCUGAUACAGCUGUUGUUCUUGACCAUGGUACAGAUGUCUUCAUUUGGUUGGGUGCUGAGCUAGCUGCUGAUGAAGGAAGAAGUGCAGCUGCUUUAGCAGCUUGCAGAACAUUAGCUGAAGAAAUCACUGAAUUGCGGUUUCCAGCUCCUAGGAUCCUUGCAUUCAAGGAGGGGAGCUCUCAAGCUAGAUAUUUUGUUUCUCGGCUGAUUCCUGCACACAAGGAUCCACCAUAUGAACAGGAGGCAAGAUUCCCGCAGCUUAGAUCUCUGACAAUAGAACAACGGAUGAAGCUAAAAUCCAGCUUUAUUCACUUUGAUGAUCCGAGUUUCUGUGAGUGGAUGCGUAGUUUGAAAGUGGUUCCCCCAUAACCAAGUUAAUCUGUAAUUUUACAUAAUUUAAUGGCUAAUGUACCCCCAGAAAAAGGGUUUCUUGGGAACUGCAUCCUGCUUUGCCCCCCUGAUGGUGUCGGUAGGUAUCAUUUCAUCUUUAAAUUUUUCACUAAGAAAACAUCCAUACUUGACUGUCACUCGAAGAAGUUUGAAACUGUUCCAUCC
Molecule: messenger RNA, 3471 nt
Organism: Populus euphratica (Euphrates poplar)
Lineage: Eukaryota; Viridiplantae; Streptophyta; Magnoliopsida; Malpighiales; Salicaceae
Product: protein transport protein sec23-1-like
Exons: 6
Coding region: 679-3285 (868 amino acids)
Biological process (GO): endoplasmic reticulum to Golgi vesicle-mediated transport; intracellular protein transport; COPII-coated vesicle cargo loading
Cellular component (GO): COPII vesicle coat; endoplasmic reticulum exit site
Molecular function (GO): GTPase activator activity; zinc ion binding
Source: RefSeq, a predicted model, not a curated record